CCGGUGUCUUUAAGGAGCCGGUGCUGCUGCGACGCUUCCCAGAGCCGGGCAGAGCAACUAGCGCCAGCGAGGACAACGCCGGGGCGGAGCGGCGGAAGCGAGCUGUGCAGGCCUAACCUACCUUGCAGGAUUAUUCUGAAGAUAAAAGGUUCUCACUUUUUAGAAGAGAUUAAAAGGCUUGAAAAUGAGACUGGGACAAGAACUCCUCCCAUUUUUCCUGCUGCUGGGAGCCUUUGUUGCAAUCCUGGGCAAGGAACUUCCCCUGCGCGUACGAGUAACUCAGUCAAGAAGAGCCACAUGCAAAGACCCAUCAACCCUACAGAUUUACCAGAAACGGGAGAGCUGGCUACGGCAAGCAAACCAACGGAUUGAAUAUUGUCGGUGUGAGAGCAAUGGCAUCUUUUGCCAUGCGGUGCCUGUCAGAGAUUGUACAAAUCCACGGUGCCUCAGUGGGGGGCGCUGCCAGCAAGCGCUGUACUCACCCAGCUUCUUCAUCUGCUUGUGCCCCCCAGGUCUCUCUGGGAAACACUGUGAGACUGAUACCAGAGCCAUGUGUUACGAGGACGCAGGACAGACGUAUAGGGGGACGUGGAGCACAACUGUGAGCGGAGUGGAGUGCUUGAACUGGAACCUCAGUUCCUUGAGGCAUAAGCGGUACAAUGGCUACCGGCUGGAUGCCCUGAAGCUGGGGCUGGGCAAUCACAACUACUGCCGAAAUCCGGAUUCUGACUCCAAGCCCUGGUGCUUCGUUUUCAGAGCCAGCCUGUACACCUGGGAGUACUGCAACGUCCCUCCCUGCUCCAACAAAAACGACACAUGCAUUUCUGGAAGGGGCAACAGCUAUCGAGGCAGCCACAACCACACGAAAUCUGGGGCCUCUUGCCUGAGGUGGGACUCAGAGAUCAUUACUGGGAAGGUCUAUAAUGCCUUUAGGGCAGAUGCGAAGCAGCUCGGUCUCAGUAGCCACAACUACUGCAGAAAUCCUGACAAUGACACCCAGCCAUGGUGCCAUGUGAUCAAGGGCGGCCAGAGAAAAUGGGAACACUGCGAUGUGCCAGCCUGCUCCACAUGUGGAUUAAGAGAGCAUAAAGUAGCCCAGGUCCGGAUCAAAGGAGGUCUCUACUCGUAUAUCCAGUCCCACCCGUGGCAGGCAGCCAUUUUUGUCAAGCUGCAACGAAGAGAGGGCUACCUCUGCGGAGGGAUUCUGAUCAAUUCCUGUUGGGUCCUCUCAGCCGCCCACUGCUUCACAGAAAAGUUUGACGCCAAUCGCCUCAAAAUUGUAUUGGGCAGGACGUCCCGCACGAAUCCCGAAUGGUCUGAACAGACAUUCCCAGUGGAGAAAUGUAUUGUGCAUAAAAAAUUUGUCCCAAGAACAUAUGACAACGACAUUGCUCUGCUGAAGCUGAAGUCGUUGUCCAACGAGUGUGCAACAGAAACAGACUUCGUUCGGCCUGUCUGCCUCCCGGAGCCUGGGCUGAAGCUGCCAGAUUGGACGGAAUGUGAAAUCUCUGGCUAUGGCAAACAUGAAGAAUUUUCUCCUUUCUUUUCGGAACGUCUGAAGGAAGGACAUGUGAGGCUGUAUCCAGCCAGCCAGUGCACACCUAAGCAACUUGCAAACAGGACAGUCACUGAGAACAUGUUGUGCGCAGGGGACACCAGGCAGAUCGAUGAUGCCUGCAAGGGUGAUUCUGGGGGGCCUCUGGUUUGUCUGAAUCAUGGCCGUAUGAACCUCCUUGGGAUCAUCAGCUGGGGCGUGGGCUGUGGGAAGAAAGACAUCCCAGGCGUUUACACGAAUGUGGUUCGCUAUCUGAGCUGGAUUCAGGAGAACAUGAAACCUUAAUGGCAUCAGCAAGCCAGUCACCCUUCCCAGUGAGCUCUCCUUGCAUCAGGGAGAGAUAUGGAUGCCUGAACGAGAGACUGUUCUCAUGCGCAUGGAGUGGCACAUGGCAGUUAAGGGAGGCACACAAUUCGGGUGGUACCUUAGGUCUCUCUUUUUUUGUAUGCCACACUACCUCACGCAAAUACAGCUCCCCCCCAAAAAAAAAUCCUCCUCAGGAAACUCAAGGGAUUGACAGGAGGAGGAUCUCGCCUGCACUGGCUUCCAAUAUGCUUCCGGGCCAGAUUCAAAGUGUUGGUACUAACCUAUAAAGCCUUAUACGGCGCGGGACCACGAUAUCUGCUGGAAUGCCUCUCCCGAUACGAACCGGCUCGUACACUACGGUCUACUACGAAGGCCCUCCUCUGGGUCCCGACCCAUAGGGAGGCCCGGAGGGUAGUAACAAGAUCUAGGGCCUUCUCGGUGGUGGCCCCCGAAUUGUGGAAUAGUCUCCCCAAGGAGGUACGCCUGGCGCCGACACUAUUAUCCUUUCGGCGCCAGGUUAAAACCUUUCUCUUCUCUGAGGCAUUUUAAUCUAAGUUAAUUUGAGUAAAUGUUGUAAUUUUAUUUUAGAUUGUGUACUUUUAUAUACUUGUUGUAUUAGAUCCUGUAAUUUUAUUAUUGUAUAUGUUUUUAUGUUCACCGCCCAAAGAGCUGUUUGCUAGUUGGGCGGUAUAUAAGCUUAAUAAAAUAAAAUAAAAAUUCCUACACAAUGACCAGGUGCAUCUGGAAGCCAGACAUCCAUUCAUUUUAGAGAGGGCAAGCAUUUAUUGCAAACAGUGACAGUUGAAGACGAGGCUCCAUACCUGUGGUGGUUCUGAAUGGCGGCAACUGCUUGGAGCCAUUCCUGCUGCGGUCUCUCCUGAUGUUUCAGAGGUAGUGCCAGCAUAAAAACUUUGGGAAGGGCUGAACAAGACAGAGAAUUAUCUCUCACUGCCUGUGACUUUGCACUAGGCAGUCAAAGUGGUAAUGAUUGGGAGGUCCUCCACUGCAAACCCCACUUCCCCAAAAGAUCAGACUUUUUGCCAUAAGGAAAAUGAUUGGAAAAUGCAAGACAACAAUUGCUUUGGAACAAUGUCAUCUAACCUUGUACAGAAUUCAUGAUGAAU
Rhineura floridana is the source of this 2985-nucleotide messenger RNA. It is a transcript of the gene PLAT, whose product is annotated as plasminogen activator, tissue type. Gene Ontology annotation, cellular component: extracellular region. Gene Ontology annotation, molecular function: serine-type endopeptidase activity. The coding region runs from base 185 to 1840 and encodes 551 amino acids. The transcript has 15 exons. The record is from RefSeq and is a predicted model, not a curated record. Gene Ontology annotation, biological process: plasminogen activation; smooth muscle cell migration. Lineage: Eukaryota; Metazoa; Chordata; Lepidosauria; Squamata; Rhineuridae.